AAAAAACGCGCACAGCUUCGAAGAACGAACAGUUUGGUUUCUCCACUCACUUAAGAAUAAUAGGUUAUGAGAUAAAGCAGAGACUGAACAUCCCAGCAGCAAAUAUUUCUGGGUCUAACUUCUUCAUCAUUGAGUUUGAUAAGCUUUUGUGAAAGGAAAGAUCUCUGUUUUGUUUUGAAUUCUGAGAGAUGGCUUCUUCGAAUUUGCUACUUGAGGUUCAUUUCUUGCAUCUUCCAAGUUUGUCUCCAAAGCAGGAGAAUUUCUGUUUGGUGAAUCCUUUAUCUUGCAGAAAGUUUUCUUCUUUAGAUUGGAAACAAGAAAUUGGGUUGAAAAAUUUGAGAUGCCACGGCUUGAUGACUAGUGUGUGCAUUGACAAUGUAGCUGAUGUUGAUGAUCAUGCUGAGAGAAGCUCAGAAUUCCAUCACUAUGGUGUCGGUAAUAACUUGAGAGCCAGGAAGCAAUUAGGUUUAUCAUCUGAUGGACCAAUUACUGAGAACGAUGAAGAGACAAACAAUGAGAUCCUUCAUAACCUGUGCAGCAACGGCAAGUUAACAGAUGCGUGUAAACUAGUUGAGGUUAUGGCACGUCAUAAUCAGGUUCCUCAUUUUCCUUCUUGCUCAAACUUAGUCCGUGGUUUGGCCAGAAUUGAUCAACUGGAUAAAGCAAUGGUUAUCUUGAGGAUAAUGGUAAUGUCUGGUGGGGUUCCAGAUACUAUUACCUAUAACAUGAUCAUCGGAAAUCUUUGCAAGAAAGGGCAUAUAAGAUCUGCAUUGGUCCUCUUAGAAGACAUGAGUUUGAGUGGGAGCCCUCCAGAUGUGAUCACGUAUAAUACAGUCAUUCGGUGUAUGUUUGAUCAUGGGAAUGCUGAGCAAGCCAUCAGGUUUUGGAAGGAUCAACUGCGGAAUGGUUGCCCUCCAUAUAUGAUUACAUACACGGUUUUGGUCGAACUUGUGUGCAGGUACUGUGGAAGCGCUCGAGCUAUGGAUGUUUUAGAAGACAUGGCAGUGGAAGGUUGUUAUCCUGACAUUGUCACAUAUAAUUCUCUGGUAAACUAUAACUGCAGGCGAGGGAAUUUGGAAGAGGUGGCUUUGGUCAUUCAGCAUAUCUUAUCUCAUGGAUUGGAACUGAACACAGUAACUUACAACACUCUUCUACAUUCCCUUUGUUCAAACGAGUACUGGGAUGAAGUGGAGGAGAUUCUAAACAUCAUGUACCAGACUUCAUACUGUCCAACAGUUAUUACUUACAACAUCCUGAUCAAUGGUUUAUGCAAAGCCAGGCUUUUGAGUCGUGCAAUCGAUUUCUUCUACCAAAUGCUGGAACAAAAGUGUUUGCCUGAUAUUGUUACUUACAACACACUUCUAGGAGCCAUGUCCAAGGAGGGAAUGGUUGAUGAUGCUAUUGAGUUGCUUGGAUUGCUGAAAAGCACGAGUUGUCUGCCUGGAUUGAUCACUUACAACUCUGUAAUCGAUGGAUUGGCCAGAAAGGGCCUGAUGAAGAAAGCAUUGGAGCUGUACCAUCAUAUGCUGGAUGCUGGAAUCUCUCCUGAUGAUAUAACCCGUCGGUCUUUAAUAUAUGGUUUCUGCCGGGCAAACCUAGUUGAAGAAGCUAGCCAAGUUUUAAAGGAGACAAGCAAUAGAGGGAAUGGGAUCAGAGGUAGCACUUACAGGUUGGUGAUCCAAGGGCUAUGCAAGAAGAGAGAGAUGGAAAUGGCGAUAGAGGUUGUUGAGAUAAUGCUAACAAGUGGAUGCAAGCCAGAUGAGACAAUAUACACUGCAAUAGUUAAAGGUGUGGAAGAGAUGGGAAUGGGGAGCGAGGCUGUUCAGUUGCAGAAGAAGCUGACGCAAUGGAAACUCUUGAGAGAAGUGUAGGAAACAUAAUUGAAGCCGACUCUUUUUUUGUUGUUUCUAUUAAGCUUUUAUUUUGUACAGGAAAUCAAUUUUGUAAGGCAAUGGUUGAAUCAGAAAAGAUUAGUCCUUCCAUUUGCUCAAAA
Molecule: messenger RNA, 1993 nt
Organism: Arabidopsis lyrata subsp. lyrata
Lineage: Eukaryota; Viridiplantae; Streptophyta; Magnoliopsida; Brassicales; Brassicaceae
Product: pentatricopeptide repeat-containing protein At1g08610
Exons: 2
Coding region: 189-1871 (560 amino acids)
Molecular function (GO): protein binding
Source: RefSeq, a predicted model, not a curated record